This is a messenger RNA of Ceutorhynchus assimilis (cabbage seed weevil), 840 nucleotides long. Lineage: Eukaryota; Metazoa; Arthropoda; Insecta; Coleoptera; Curculionidae. The record is from the annotation of a GenBank genome assembly.
AUGUUGCGCUCAUUGUUAUUUAUUCUAAUUUGUUCAAAAGUUAACAGUUUUCAAAAUUUAUAUUGUCAAUUGCCUUGUGAUAAUUUUGUUGAAAAUGUGCCCCAUACCGUUUGCGAUCGAUCAGAUGUGAAAUGUGGUCCAGAUCUGUCCUGCGGUCCAGAUUUUAUGGUCAUAGACUUAACAGACGAUGACAGACAAUACAUUUUGGAUAUUCAUAAUUAUUUAAGGAACAAAGUGGCAACGGGGCACGAGAAAAGGGGGCCGCAACCAGAAGCUUCAAAUAUGCAAACUAUGAGCUACAAUAAAGAAUUGGAGUUUAUUGCUCAAUGUUGGGCGAAUGCGUGCAACGGGAAUCCCCUAAAACACGACAGAUGUCGUAAAACAGAAUCCCAUGCUCAUGUAGGCCAAAACUUGGGCUACAUCAACAGCACCAAUCCGAAAAUCAACAAAAUCAAAGCAAUCAAAGAUCUCAUUUUGUUAUGGUACGACGAAGUGGCCCUAUUCGACAGAUUUUGGUUGAACGACACACAAAACAGAGGUCCAAAGUACGUGGUGGGUCAUUACACGCAAUUGGUUUGGGCCGAAACCAACGAGAUCGGAUGCGCGAUGAGCUACUACGCAGAAACGGUGCAAAACGAGAUUUGGCAUCAGGUUAUUUUGGUUUGCAAUUACGGACCUGGCGGGAAUUAUUUGGGACAACCUGUUUAUCAGACUGGAAAACCUGCUUCGAAAUGUUCAUCGAACUUAUCAAGAAACCAACUUUACAAAGGGCUUUGCGGUCAAGCGAUUCCUGCGUCGGACGUGGCCAAUUUUACUUUUGAUGUGUUUCGGCCGGAAUAA